GCCAGCUCUCCUUUGCUCGAAGGUUUGCUUACUGCCCUCUCUUUGACAUGGCCGUCAUCUCAUAUACUCAUCUUUUGAUUAUAGGGACUUACUUCAGAGACAUCAUUCCACAUACCACGAAGCAAGAGAUCCCAUGGAACCUCUUCCCGGUGGUGUUCCUACAGUAGCGGGGCGGACGCCUAUCGCCUGCCUCAACUGCGCCCAGGCUAAGACGGGCUGUGAUAAGAGAGUACCAUGCGCAAGAUGCGCAGACAAGAACCUCGAAUGUCAAGCGCGGUUUGCGCGACGCUCGUCGAAAGCUGCUAUGCGAGCUGCACAAGCAACUGCCGCCAUGAGCAGUAAUCACAACCACAGUCACAGCCAUAGUCAUGUCACCUUACCGCCACAACCUCAACCUCAACCUUCACCACCGACAUCAGCAACAACAGUCAAUCCCGCAUUCAUGGACAUAGAUCAAGGUACACCCAAACAGGAUCCACCUAUAAAGGCAUCGAUGUCACCCGAAAACAGCAACAUUAUGACAAUCGACCCACGAAUACAGCAACAUGAAAGUCCGAUUAAGAAGAAUUCACCUGCGAAUUCUCAUACGAGUAACGACGAUUUCCCAUCCCCACAUCCUAGAGUAGAAGGCCUUGACGACUUCCUGCAGCUAGGCAACGACUUCAUACAUCAGGAACCGAACUACCAAGACAUGCUUGUGUGGUCAGAGUAUCCACUAGAUCUCGACAUAUAUGCCGGGAACAUGCCUCUUGCUCAAGCUGACGUGUCUAUGCCUACAUUCCCGGAACUUAGCGACAUAUCGUCUAAUUCGGAGCAUAUGAGCUCUUCGCGAGGAUCUAUCCAUACGAGGAGCACUAGCAUCAUGUCUACUGCGGAUUUCGAACCAGUCACUAAGGCGGUGGAUAUGAGCUUAAACACCCCUACCGAUACCAUGAUCCCCGAGUUUGAGGUCGUCAUUGCCGCUGAGGCUGCCUGGCCGUUGGCGCGAUGUAACCCUCCUAUAUUUUCAGGUACAUGUCCGCGGACAGCGAUUGUCCAUUUGGAGUGUUUAGAGCAGAAGUCACGACACGAAGGUACCUGGAACGCCCUGGAACAGCAUCUAGAACAAGUGGACUGGGAUGCUGCCGACUUGGCUUCAGUGAUCCCCAUGACAUCCCGCACACGAGACAAGAUGCUUGCCAUCACACAGACCUUUCUCCACAAGGCCCUGGAAAUCCACCGCGGGGGUGUGAAUACGCAAAACAAGGCAUUUGCAAGUCCCAGAUUACUUAGUUUCUUGGUCCUACCCCCGUCGAAGAUACUGGAGUACUUCCUACGCAGCUACGUUCGGAACCUUUCGUUUUUUUACUCGUUAGUCUCGGCAGGUUGCGUGGAUCCCAACGAGAUGCUCCAGAAUAACCAGGCAGCCGCACUUCUAGUGCUGCUCAUGAUUGCCCAGGGGGCGUCUGCGGUCCCCACGGCGGAAGCAAGGGCUCUAUCAGCCGGCCUGAUCGAGACCUGCCGCAUAUCGCUGUUCGACAUCAUCGAGAAGGACAUUGAGAUGUGUGCCGACCCCACCGCUCUUCGAUGCGCGCUGCUGUUUACGCUACUGGGGGCUUGGAGCGGUGACAAGUGGCUCAUGGAUAUUGCCAUGGGACAACGGGGAAUGUACCUAUCGAUGCUAAAGCAUGCGGGAAUGUUUGAGUCCCAGCCGUCUAUGAUUCCAUCUUUCAACAGCUCGACCAAUGCAGAACUCCAGUGGCGUUCUUGGCUGCACCGGGAAUCUCAAAAUAGACUAGUGUAUAACUUCGUCAUGGUCGAUCAGGAACUAAGCUUGUUCCACGAUACCGCCCCUAUGCUAUCCACCAGCGAACUCUGCGCCCCCUUGCCGGGACCCGAGCUUCUCUGGAUGUCCGCUAACGCAGAUCAAUGGGUCGCAGCCGUGCAGUCGAUCUACGGCUGCACCGCCAACGUGAACCCCCAGCUUCUCACCACCCCCUCCCUAACCCCCUCCCUCUACGACCUCUUCCAAGACCUCCUAAACGACAACCUCUCCAGACGACAAGCCAGCAUCACCCCGCACCAAAUGCGGCUUCUCCUACAUCCAUUACAAUCAUGCCUCUACCACAUAACCCAAAUGCUCUCCUGCUUCCCCGACGUCAUGAGCGCCCGCCGUCUCGGCAACGGCACACACAUCAAAAACUCCUUCGAAUCGCGGCUCAACGAAAUCCAAGGCCUGCUCCAAAAAUGGUACGAGCAGACCAUCACGCACCACAAAGCACACCCCUCCUGCGCGACCACCAAAACAAACCUCGUGCUCUACCACCUCAUCUCGCUAAACGCCGUAACCAACUUCCCCGAAAUCGAGCGUCUCGCCCGCCGCGACGACUUCGACGGCUCCUACUGGGAGCUCUCGCUGCGCCACAAGCGCUGCGUCUACCAGCGCGAGGAAGCCAUCUUCCACUGCGGCCAGGUGUACCGUCUGCUCCGCUCUAUGCCCCGCGACCGCCGCCCGAAUUGGUGGGGCGCCGCCGUCUACCGCGCCACCCUCAUCCUCUGGACCGACAGCGUCUCCCGCCUCGACCCGAACUUCCAGAAGCGCGAUGAGUCCGGGCCCCCGGUGGCCGUUGACAUGGUCACGCCUGAGGACCCCGCGCUUAUUGCGUACUUGUGGAGCGGGGACGGGGUCCCGGUGCUGGCGGCGGCGAAGGGACGCGCGGCGGGGGGACUGGAGAAACCGGCUGGUGUUAUUGAGUAUGCGGUUAUGACGCUGGAGGAGGGCGUUAGUUCGCGUUUGAGUGAUGGCAUUCGACGUAAGCUUGUUGCGCUUGGCGCGAAUUGGCGCGCUGAUGCGCUGGCCGGGCCGGUGCCGACGCCGGUGUUGGCUGCGUGAGCUAGGGGUUCGGGUCUGGUCCCAGCGUGCUUGGUUGCCGGUGGCGAUUUACAUGGGACUACAAGGAUUUACCCCGGUAUAUGGUGCAUGUCUGCCUAAGUUGGUAGGCAUGAACGACUGGACUGACAGGUUAUCACAUAUCGCAUUCGCAUCUGUCGUUUGUUUCGCCUGUUUGAUUGAAAAGUUUCUUCUACGAUAUCACGGCUCUUCAUCUAAUACUCUUCUUUUUUCACUUCUGCUUCUGCUUUUUUUGACUACUUGCCUGUUUAUUUACCUAUACUACAUUUGCAUAAAAGUACCUAUUUAAGACAUUACACAUAUACAGUUGCCUGAGAUAGGGGAAAUAGGGAGGGGCAAAGGGAAAGGGGAUGCCGCAGAUAUGUCUGCGUUUGCACACAUACAUAUACCCGCAUAGGGGAAAUACACGUGGACGAUACGCAACCACGUAAGGGGUUUAUCUUAUUGCUGUUCUUCUUCUUCUCGUCGUUUGUGGUUACGACGUUUAUGCUAGGUGGGGACGGGACUGACAUCCAGGCGUUCGGUACUAAGGGGCUGGGAAGGGCACGCGCAUGGAUAGUCGCACGCCGGGGGGGAAUAACAGGGGUUAUCGGAAUAUUACAAACUACAGACGGUCCGAGGAUAUUACGUGUUACUGACGGGUACUGGAGAUUUUUAGGGGGAUGGGG
Annulohypoxylon maeteangense is the source of this 3558-nucleotide messenger RNA. RefSeq lists its product as uncharacterized. Gene Ontology annotation, biological process: regulation of DNA-templated transcription. Gene Ontology annotation, molecular function: zinc ion binding; DNA-binding transcription factor activity, RNA polymerase II-specific. The transcript has 3 exons. Lineage: Eukaryota; Fungi; Ascomycota; Sordariomycetes; Xylariales; Hypoxylaceae. The record is from RefSeq and is a predicted model, not a curated record. The coding region runs from base 134 to 2872 and encodes 912 amino acids.